CCUGCGUCAGCUUGAGGUGGGCGGGGCCGGAUACCCGGAAGUAAAGUGUUUCUAACUGGCGUCGUUCAGGGCGAAAACCCCCCGCCACCGGCGAACUGGAGGCAGACGCGGCACAGGGGGCUUCAGACAAGUUCUAACUCCACGUGAGUGACGUUCAUUUAUUCCUCUCACCCGCUGGAACGCGUUUACCCUCCCGCAGCAGUGAAUGACUCUAAAUGGCUUCUAGGAAGUCGACUUCAGACUUGCAAGGGCCCUUUAGCCAUUUAGAAGACGUCCCAUUUAAGAUCGGAGACAAAUUUCGGGUGCCAGAUAAAGUUGGACUGCCGAUUGGCUUCUGUGUGCCUGAUAUUUCCCAGCUUGUAAGGGAAGCUCAGUAUGAUUUCUUACUGGAGAAGAAGAGCAUCGAGUGGGCAGAAGAAAUGAAACAGAUCAAAGCUGCACAGAAGGAGGCCGAGCUGAAGGCCAGAGCAGCCGGCGGCAAGAACAAAAGUGCCACUUCAGCAAUUAACUCCUUCCUUGCCACCCUGCAGCACAAUAUUAUCCUCACCCCGACUCCAGCCAGCGACAAUGCCAUCAAGUAUCCAGUCACGAGCCCCCCUCAUUUCAAAGCAGACUUCAACCCCGCAGACUUUGAAUGUGAAGAGGAUCCGUUUGAUAAACUAGAGUUAAAAACCAUCGACGACAGAGAGGAGCUAAAGAACAUUCUCAAUAUUCACAUCAGGCCCGUGCCAGCGAGUGAUCUCUCUGAGGAAGGCAAGAUCUUUAACUCCUCAGACAAAGAAGAGGAGAUCUCUGCUCCCCUUAAAGCAGAAGACUUGGACCUUAAGCUCCUUCCCAAGCCCAAUGGUUUGAUCAAUCUGCCACAUUUAGAAAACUGUGAAAUUAUCCCCACGUCUUCCAAAGUGUCCCUCGCCCCUAUCGGCACAGUCAGCAAUAUCAAGUCCCUCUUCUUCCCCAAAUUAGACUGUGACGAGGGGGAGCAGAACAGAGCAAAAUUCACAAGCACUUUUCAUAGCACUUCUUGUCUACCCAACAGCACCUUCCUUGAUUCCUUAUCCGCUGGUUCUCCCCAUAAACCCAGUGAAAUCAAUGGACACCAUAUGCCAGGCCUAUCUUCUUCACAAGCUGACAUUUUGGCACAAACUGCCAUGUCUCCUCCCUCAGCCACACAAAUACUUCCAAUGGGCACUGUAGAAAAAGCAAGGACGUCUCCAAAUACUGAUGCCAAGAUAACAACUCCGCAUGUGACUGUAUUAAAGGUGCCCAACAGCAUGGCCUGCAGCGAGCGUGGGGGGGCGCCAUCUUAUGAGGAGCUGCUGCGGGCGCUUUCCAGCAGUGAGAGACAGUGUGUAGAGACCAUUGUGGGUAUGGGAUACUCGUACGAGCAGGUGAUGAGAGCGAUGCAGAAACGUGGACAGAAUGUGGAGCAGGUGCUGGAGUAUCUCUUCAUCCAGGCACGGCUCUGUGAGAAGGGAUUUUAUCCGGCCCUGGUGGAAGAAGCAAUGGAAAUGUAUCAGUGGUCUGAGGAGAAGACGACGGAAUUCCUCCAGUUAAUGAGCAAGUUCAAAGAAAUGGGGUUUGAUCAGAAGGACAUUAAAGAGGUUCUCCUGUUGCACAAUAAUGACCAGGACAAAGCCCUGGAGGAGUUAAUGACUCGGGCCGGAGCCAGAUGAAUCCCCUCGGGCAGAACAUUUGACAUAAGGAUAUGAGCAACGCUGUUGGAUAUUUACCUGGAAACCAGGUGUCUCUGAGCAAAUCCACAAGCCCUGACUAUUGAGGAACAUGAGAUACAUAAACCCCUCCCAAUGAAGCUCCAGCUGGAAAAUACAUGGAAGAAGAGCCCUUUUGUCCCCAAACCCGUCAGGCGGGGCAGAGAGAGGGGGUUCAUUUUCGGAACGUAAUAUGCACGACACAAGGUGCGGCGUCUCCUGUUUUGCUUUGCAGUGGAUCAUAGGAAACCACAAGCUGGAAGCCUCGAGGGCCUAUUGAGUGAAGCUGCUUUUUGUGCCGGAACACUGGCUGUUGUGAUGGGGCGGCCUUUAGUGCAAUCGAUUUGUAUUCUUCUUUAGGUAUUAGUGCAACACUGGUUAUUAAAGUUAUAGAGUCAAACAACUCUACCCUCCUCUUCAUUUGCUUCCCAAUACCCUGUUACUCAACAGUGGGGGGAGGGGGACUUUUGUGGAGCCUUUAAAUAUUUGCUAAGUUAUUUGUUAAAGAGCUUUAUCUGUUCACUACAUUAUUCCCCUUUAUUUAAGGAGAUAUCCAAAUAAAUAUGUAUAUCGGCCUUUUGCCUGAAA
Messenger RNA from Xenopus laevis (African clawed frog), 2297 nucleotides. RefSeq names its product ubiquitin associated protein 1 S homeolog (gene ubap1.S). Gene Ontology annotation, molecular function: ubiquitin binding. Gene Ontology annotation, cellular component: ESCRT I complex. The record is from RefSeq and is a predicted model, not a curated record. Gene Ontology annotation, biological process: ubiquitin-dependent protein catabolic process via the multivesicular body sorting pathway. The coding region runs from base 216 to 1673 and encodes 485 amino acids. Lineage: Eukaryota; Metazoa; Chordata; Amphibia; Anura; Pipidae. The transcript has 7 exons.